Molecule: messenger RNA, 630 nt
Organism: Entrophospora sp. SA101
Lineage: Eukaryota; Fungi; Glomeromycota; Glomeromycetes; Entrophosporales; Entrophosporaceae
Source: the annotation of a GenBank genome assembly
AUGAAAAUUCCAGAAUGGAUAAAUUUAGAUUCAUCUGAUCAAAAUAUUCGAAUAAAUUCUGAAAUAGCUUUAAAACAGCAAUUGUCAUGGGCAACUCAUUUAGGACUCACAGCAGUUUUAAUACCAUUUCCAUCAGAAUUAUUGUUUAAUUAUGCUAGAUGCUUAAAUUCAAUUUUUAGUGGAUUACUUUAUACUCAAAUUUGGAUUAAGAUCCCAUUGACUAUUGAUGAUAAUAAUGAAUCAUACGAGGCCCAAGAAUCAAUUUUAGGUGUUGACGAUUACAUAGAGAAUAAUGAUUUGUUAAUGGACGAAGUUCUUUAUCAUGAAGGAGGGGAAUUUGAAUUAGAAGAUUCUUUAUUAAUGAAUGACAAUAAUCUUUCAAAGUCUUCAGUUUGUGUGGUGGAAAAAGCUCAUAAAGGGUUUCAAAAAUUAUAUAAUAUUGUUUCAAGCGAUCUUGUUAUUAUGGUCUCACUACAGGUCCGAUUUAUUUCACGUUUUCAACAAUUUUUUAAUGAUAAUGAAUCAUACGAGGCCCAAGAAUCAAUUUUAGGUGUUGACGAUUACAUAGAGAAUAAUGAUUUGUUAAUGGACGAAGAUCUUUAUCAUGAAGGAGGGGAAGUUGAUAACUAA